Molecule: messenger RNA, 1845 nt
Organism: Canariomyces notabilis
Lineage: Eukaryota; Fungi; Ascomycota; Sordariomycetes; Sordariales; Chaetomiaceae
Exons: 1
Coding region: 1-1845 (614 amino acids)
Biological process (GO): protein localization to vacuole
Cellular component (GO): vacuolar membrane
Source: RefSeq, a predicted model, not a curated record
AUGGGGUCAGCAGGUCUUCUGCAGACCAGUCUCAUCUGGGUCGCGUACGCUGUGGCCGUGGCCCUCGCUCUCGGAGUCGCCAUCAUCACCACCUUCACCUGGCAAGCCCCUUACGAGCGGUCCAUCGCUGUGAGCAUCGUCACCAUAUUCAGCCUUACCGCACUACUCGCUACCGUCUUCCUCCUUCCCGUCGACAUAGCGCUCGUCUCGUCCACGGCCUCGGCCCAUCUCGGCGCCAAGAAGGAUUGGGCGACACCCGCCCGUGUCGACAGCAUUCUCCGGACGCUGAAGAUUGUGUACUACACCCUCUACAGCCUCGAUUCACUCCUAUGUUUGAUUGUCAUACCUUUCACAUACUUCUGGUAUGAGGAGUACGAUGAGGUUGAAGAGGAGGAGGGACGCGGUGGCCAGGGAGUACGCCUCUGGCGAGCCCUGAAGUACACCCUAGGCUUCGUCUUCCUUGUCGUUAUCCUAUUUCUCAUUGGUUUCUUCGUGCCGGCAGCCGGGUACAGCAAGGGAAGGCAUAUGGAUCUCGAUUAUUUCAAGCGCCUGCUAGCAGCGAACAACGGGGAAAAGGCCCUCACCUUCGGUGUGGGCUUGCUUAUCACCCUUGGUACGCUACUAUACGUCUUAUACACGGGUGCCGGGCUGGCCCUUCUACCCGUGUCCUUCAUCAAGUCCGCCCCGUCCAUCUCGGCACCCCAGCUCUCAGCAACGACGGCCUCCGCAUUAGAACGCAAUCGCGAGCUCCAAAGGCAGCUGGAGAUGCGCAACGCUGGUCGCCCCGAAGGCAUGUCUCAGAAGGACCGCAGGGAGAUGGACGCCUUGUUACGCGAAGAGAGAACCCUCGUGCGCCGCGAGAGAUUGGCCGCUGAAGCCCGCGGUGAGGGCCGCAGCGGGUUUUUCCGGGCCUGGACAAAGAUCCAAGCCGUCUUCCGGCCCCUGAAGCUGCUGGGCGGUAUCUUUCUGCUUCUGCUGGCCAUUAUCGUUUGGGUCUCAAUGCUCAUCACCGCCAUUGACAAAGCCGCCAACUCUAUCUGCAAGCAGCACUGCGGCUACAUCCUUGGCCAUAUCAAUGUUUUCCAGCCAGUCAAUUGGGUAUUUGUUCAGUCUGCCAAGGCCUUUCCGGUCGACUACAUCCUUAUGGCCCUGCUCGUGCUCUUCUUCUUCAGCAGCUCUGUCACGGGCCUUGCCACGAUUGGGAUCCGCUUCCUGUGGGUGCGCAUUUUCCAGAUCAAGAAGGGCCGCACUGCCCCUCAGGCCCUCUUGAUCGCCACCGUCUUGUUGGCUCUCAUCAUCCUCGCCAUCAACUACGCCAUGGCCAUGCUUGUGGCCCCGCAGUACGCCAUAUACGGCACGCAAACUUUUUGCGAGAACACCCCGCGACACCCAGGCGAACAACCAGACUGCCGGGAGCAUCCGGACAUGGUCCGCCCCUGCUCCGAAGCCUUCAGCGAACCGGCCGCCAAGGAUGUCUGCACGCCUACCGUCAUGUCCACCUUUCUCAACCGUAUCACGCUCAACUGGCCCGUCUUUGGCGCCGUCGAUUUCUGGGCUCAAUUUGCCUUCCUGGCUGUGUUCCUGGUCGUAUUCAUCACCAGCCUUUUCCGCACGCCGCGGUUGAACCUCAGUGAGUUUGAUGAGGAGGCCGAGGCGGAUGAGGAGGAGGGCCUCUUGGCGAGCACGGGGAGAAGAUUCGGCGCUACCUGGGGGGAUAUCACGGGGCGGGCGAAGAGGAACCCCACGGCGGGGACAGGAGCCGGCGGUCAUGAUGGUUACGGCACAAACGGGUAUAGGGCCGGGGAUGAGAAUGCAGAUGGGACCGGAUCUGGCUCGAGGGCCUGA